Messenger RNA from Lepus europaeus (European hare), 2698 nucleotides. RefSeq names its product endoplasmic reticulum lectin 1 (gene ERLEC1). The transcript is spliced from 15 exons. NCBI's taxonomy places the organism in Eukaryota, Metazoa, Chordata, Mammalia, Lagomorpha, Leporidae. Gene Ontology annotation, cellular component: endoplasmic reticulum lumen. Bases 178 to 1854 code for a protein of 558 amino acids. The record is from RefSeq and is a predicted model, not a curated record. Gene Ontology annotation, biological process: endoplasmic reticulum unfolded protein response; retrograde protein transport, ER to cytosol.
GGGGGCGGAGGCGGUGUUGGCCGGUUCUCCGGAAGGAGACGUGGCGGCGGUUGGGCCCCCGGCUCCCUGGGUGCUUUGUAGUCCCGCCGCCUCCUCCUCCUCCUCCACCUCCUCCUCCUCCUCUUCUCCUAGGGCAGAGGAGGCUGUGGCGGCGGCUGGAGAAAGCGGCGGCGGAGGAUGGAGGAAGGAGGCGGCGGCGCGCGGAGUCUGGUUCCCGGCGGGCCGGUGUUACUGGUCCUCUGCGGCCUCCUGGAGGCGUCGGGCGGCGGCCGAGCGCUCCCCCCGCUCAGCGAUGAUAUCCCUUUCCGAGUCAACUGGCCCGGCACCGAGUUCUCUCUGCCCACAACUGGAGUUUUGUAUAAAGAAGAUAAUUAUGUCAUCAUGACAACUACACAUAAAGAAAAAUACAAAUGUAUACUUCCCCUUGUGACAAGUGGAGAUGAGGAAGAAGAAAAGGAUUACAAAGGUCCUAAUCCACGAGAGCUUUUGGAACCACUAUUUAAACAAAGCAGUUGUUCCUACAGAAUUGAGUCCUAUUGGACUUACGAAGUAUGUCAUGGAAAACACAUUCGGCAAUACCAUGAAGAGAAAGAAACUGGUCAGAAAAUAAAUAUUCAUGAGUACUACCUUGGGAAUAUGUUGGCUAAGAACCUUCUGUCAGAAAAAGAACGAGAAGCAGAGGAAAAGGAAAAGUCAAAUGAGAUUCCCACUAAAAAUAUCGAAGGUCAGAUGACACCCUACUAUCCGGUGGGAAUGGGAAAUGGUACACCUUGUAGUUUGAAACAGAACCGGCCCAGAUCAAGUACUGUGAUGUACAUAUGUCAUCCUGAAUCUAAGCAUGAAAUUCUUUCAGUAGCUGAAGUUACAACUUGUGAAUAUGAAGUUGUCAUUUUGACACCACUCUUGUGCAAUCAUCCUAAAUAUAGGUUCAGAGCAUCUCCUGUGAAUGACAUAUUUUGCCAAUCACUGCCAGGAUCGCCAUUUAAGCCCCUCACUCUGAGACAGCUGGAGCAGCAGGAAGAAAUACUAAGGGUGCCUUUUAGGAGAAGUAAAGAGGAAGAUUUGCAGUCAACUAAAGAAGAGAGAUUUCCAGCAAUCCACAAACCCAUUGCCAUUGGCUCUCAGCCAAUGCUCACUGUUGGAACAACUCAUAUAUCCAAACUGACAGAUGACCAACUCAUAAAAGAGUUCCUUAGUGGUUCUUACUGCUUUCAUGGGGGUGUUGGUUGGUGGAAAUAUGAAUUCUGCUACGGCAAACACGUACAUCAAUACCAUGAGGACAAGGACAGUGGGAAAACCUCUGUGGUUGUAGGGACGUGGAACCAAGAAGAGCAUAUUGAAUGGGCCAAGAAGAAUACUGCUAGAGCCUAUCAUCUUCAAGACGAUGGUACCCAGACAGUCAGGAUGGUGUCCCAUUUUUAUGGGAAUGGAGAUAUUUGUGAUAUAACUGACAAACCAAGACAGGUGACUGUAAAACUAAAGUGUAAGGAGUCAGAUUCUCCUCAUGCUGUUACUGUAUAUAUGCUGGAGCCUCACUCCUGUCAAUAUAUCCUUGGAGCAGAGUUAGACAGUGAGAGAGAAAGGUCUUCCUUUUCCGUUGGUUCACCUCCCAAAUGGCCGCUACGACUGGUGCGCUGCGCCGAUCUGAAGCCAGGAGCCAGGUGCUUCCUCCUGGUCUCCCAUGCGGGUGCAGGGCCUAAGCACUUGGGCCAUCCUCCACUGCACUCCCGGGCCACAGCAGAGAGCUGGACUGGAAGAGGAGCAACCAGAACAGAAUCCGGCGCCUCAACCGGGAUCAGAACCUGGGGUGCCAGCGCCGCAGGCAGAGGAUUAGCCAAGUUGAAUCUCCAGUGAUCUGUAAAAUCUUAGAUACAGCAGAUGAAAAUGGACUUCUUUCUCUUCCCAAUUAAAGGACUUGAAAAUUGGGAGGAAACUGAGAUCAUUGAAAGUCUGAUCUCUGUCUGACCAUGUGUCUCACAGAGUUCUAAGCCAUUGGACCUCAUCUAAAGGAUCAUAUAAAAGGACUCUCAGCCACUUUGUGAAUGUAUAUGUGUAUAUAAGAGGUUAUUGAUAAGCUUUUAAGGUGACAUUUGUCUCACUUUUUUCAUUUUUGUUGUAUGUUAUGAACUGAUUGUGUUUUUUUCUUUGCUUGAAUAAUGUGAUUCCAAAAUAAAUCUCAUCCAAGCAAUAUAGAGUCCAGCCUAUUCAAAUGUCAUAAUCAUAUCCAUUGAAACCUUUUAAGUUAUAGGUUAAUUAUGUAAAUUAUAUAUAACUAGCUAAUGAAAAAACAGAUUGACAGAAGGUUGUUUAAAUGAGAAACCAUGUAAAAUGUGUAAAUUAUGGUGCCUGAAAUCCUUUCAACAAAUUUUUAUAAACUAGAAAAUUGGGCACAACGUAAAGCCUCACUGGGAGUUUUCGUCCUCACUGUUAAUCUCAAGAGAUUCUUAUUUGUAAUAGGUUGCUUCUUUCCCAGAACUUUCAUCUGUUUCUUUUUCCUUUUUUAUCAUAUGUUUUCUCCCAGAGUAUAUAUCUGGUGUGGACAGUUGAUGAUCCUUUGAUUCAGAUUGAUUUACCCUAAUAAAACACACUGUGCUGGCCAGCCAUUGUAUUUACUACUGUAUGCUUCAGAUUUUAGUUCUGGAAAGUUUCACAGCACAAUAUUUAUUUUCAAGUGAAUAAAAUGUUCAUAAGCAGUGUU